Meloidogyne enterolobii is the source of this 390-nucleotide messenger RNA. The record is from the annotation of a GenBank genome assembly. Lineage: Eukaryota; Metazoa; Nematoda; Chromadorea; Rhabditida; Meloidogynidae.
AUGGAUCGACAUGUGGCCGAAGUUGCUAUUGAGUCACUUAAGGAAAAACGCAUCCGGCUAGCUCAUCAACUUGAGGUUUUAAUGGGAAUUGAAUUAGAUGAAAAACAAUUGAAAGAGGAUUUUUAUGCAGCAUUCAUUAAACAUCACAGAAAGCAAUAUCCUCAAAUUACGAUUGGCCGAAUACACGAAUACUUUUUGAAGCAACGAAAUGCUUUGGGAAGACAAGCGAUUGUCGAUGUUGUAAAGGAUGAGUUGUACACUGCACUUGGCAACCCAAAUAGCCAAUUUUGGGAGCAAAUAGAUUUGGAAACGGCCAUUGAUAUUUGUUGUUAUGCGCGAUACAUAGAUCCAAAGAAACGCAGAGGUAUUUUAUAUUUGAAAUUUUUGUAA